Molecule: messenger RNA, 585 nt
Organism: Aureobasidium namibiae CBS 147.97
Lineage: Eukaryota; Fungi; Ascomycota; Dothideomycetes; Dothideales; Saccotheciaceae
Exons: 1
Coding region: 1-585 (194 amino acids)
Source: RefSeq, a predicted model, not a curated record
AUGGCCGAUUCCUACCAAUCAGCUCACUAUGAUCACCCCAUCCCAGACGUGAGCAAGCCAUUCGAUCUGAGAUGUCCCGACAACACAGAUCUCUGGCGCAUCCCUCCUUCAACAAGUCGCGCCAACACACCUCAUAUCUACCGUACUAUCGCGGCCUCUGAGUUCAAGUCAGCACGCGUCACAGUCUCAGGCCCAUGGACCAAACUCUACGAUCAAGGCGGCCUUUGCAUGAUCAUUGAUAUUCCCGGUGCUGAUCAGAACAAAUGGGUCAAGACUGGCAUUGAGAUGUUGAAUGGCAAGCCUCGUGUCAGUGUCGUUGGAACCGAUUCUUGGUCUGAUUGGAGCUUGCACCCGGUGGUUGCAGCUGACAAGGUGUCUGCCACCAUCGAGAUGGUCGUCGAGCAUGACCAUCUGUGGGUAUAUCUGCUCGGCGAUGACGGCGAGCGUCACCCCAUGAGAGAAAUCACCUGGUGGAAUGCCUUGCCUAAGGAUGCACAAUGCAAAGUCGGUGUCUCUGCGGCUAGACCAGCCACUGAUGGAGGUGAAUUGCUCGUGCAUUAUGAGAACUUGAUCAUCACCACCUAG